UGUUCCUUGAAGUUGUUUUCGCACAUCUCAAUCUGCAACCCGUACAACAAUUACACCAACUGCAGCACCAAUCGCAACUAAAUGUCAGGUCGCUGGUAGAUCUGUCAAUUUUCAGAUUAUGCCCCAACUAUCUACAAACUACUAGGGAAAGCAUGGAUUUGCGCAGUGAGCCGCUCUGGCAGUGGCCGUCUGGAUCGUCUGCGCCGGGCCAGUCGAAUCAAACAGAGCAAGACUCUACAGAGACGCCUUUACAGGGCGAGUCCGGCGGUUCCUCGCAUGGGGCUCGGCAAAGGCACUAUUCGCCCCGGACAUGUCGCAUCUGCUUGGAGACGGUCCAUCCCACCUUUCCUCCUCCCUCCGAACAUAUACCCGGCUUUCUCCAGUCCCGCCAGCGGGUCGUCUACGAAUCGUCAGACCCGGAGUCUGGUCGAUUACUUCGGCCCUGCAAAUGCAAAGGGUCCUCCCGUUAUGUGCACGAAGGAUGCCUGCAACUGUGGCGGCAUUCUGACCCCGGCUACGGUCAGCGCAAUUACUGGCACUGCCCGACAUGCGGAUUUCAUUACCGGCUAGAACGUCUCCGGUGGGCGCGUUGGAUUAGUAGCACCGUCAUGCAGCUCGCAUUGACACUCGCCAUUCUGCUGUUUACUGUAUUUUUGCUUGGAUUCAUUGCUGACCCCAUCUUGAAUAUCUUCGUGGACCCUGUGGAUCCCAUUGUACCCCCCGAGAUCUUUAAUGCCAGGUCGGUGAAGCCGAUGGCCAACAUCCUUGCCGAUGACCGCAAGGCCUCCUGGACUGAACACUAUCUCAAGGGCGUGGCCUCGCUGGGCUUGCUGUCCUGCAUCAAGUCUGUUUUCGCACUCUCCCCCUGGCACGGGCUGACACUGCGCCCCUCGCGCUUCCUCGGCGGCAGCAGCUCCGGCCGGAAUACCGGGCGCAACCGAGUCGGGUGGCUCAUCAUCGUCAUCGGCGUGGGCACAUUCCUGUGGGCUGUCUACAAGGGCGUGCGGACCUGGAGUUGCAAAGUCUUGGAGACAGCGGGCGAGCGCGUGAUGGAUGUUCCGUUGCCGGAUGACGAGGACGAAGCCGAUCCCCUGCCCGCGGAUGCGAGUAAGAAGGACGAAUGAUCCAGGCCUUCCCACUAAUUUGUGAUAAUCUUUCGAGCCAUCGUAAUCAACCCUUGUUUCUUGUUCAAGAUGCGAAUCAUUUCUCAGUCACAGUUCCGUGAUACCUUUCCUCCCGCACUACUUAAGUUGCCACUCUCCUUUUCACGAUGAGGUGUCAAUUAGUCGAUGUGCGCAGAAUGCCCCCGACCCUCGUUAACUUCCGAGGCUCGUCUUGAUGAGUGGAUCCGGGCCUGGCGCCGAACGUUUUGUUCUACUGCCUUGUCUGAGCUGCUCGCUUAUGUCAAACUUGCCCGGAGGGAGGGUCGACCUGCACUUCUCUCGAUCCAAAUAGGCGCUAUGGUUCUUCUACGGCGUUUUCGAUCGAGGUGCUGGACAUGCUUAUACUCG
Messenger RNA from Aspergillus homomorphus CBS 101889, 1511 nucleotides. RefSeq lists its product as uncharacterized. The coding region runs from base 153 to 1124 and encodes 323 amino acids. The transcript has 2 exons. NCBI's taxonomy places the organism in Eukaryota, Fungi, Ascomycota, Eurotiomycetes, Eurotiales, Aspergillaceae. Gene Ontology annotation, molecular function: zinc ion binding. The record is from RefSeq and is a predicted model, not a curated record.